Messenger RNA from Python bivittatus (Burmese python), 3532 nucleotides. The record is from RefSeq and is a predicted model, not a curated record. NCBI's taxonomy places the organism in Eukaryota, Metazoa, Chordata, Lepidosauria, Squamata, Pythonidae.
CGGUAUUUCUGGAGACGCAACAAUAUUCCUGUUUUUCCAUCCAUCCCUAAGAACAGCCUCUCUUUGUGCUUUGCAGUGAAAGGCAGAGAGCACCAGAAGCCAGCAGAAGCCAGGGCAAUUAAAGAGUCUGGACCUGCUCCAAUGCCCGGAAGCUUUGCUGCAGCACGAGGACUUUCCCCCCAGAGAAGUACCAGGAGCCAUGCCUUGCUGGAGGCUGCCGGACCAAGCCAUGUGGCGAUCAACGCCAUCUCAGCCAACAUGGAAUCCUGCAGCAGCCGCACAGCCGCCCUUAAGAAGCAGCCCAGCCACAUGGAAGCUGCUCACUUUGGAGACCUGGGCCGCUCCUGUCUGGAUUAUCAAGCUCAAGAAACCAAGUCGAGCCUCUCCAAGACGCUAAAGCAAGUCCUGCGCGAUGCUGUGGCCCUCCCUUACUUCACCCAGUACAUGGAGGUCCAUCGCAUGGAGCACCUGGUCAGAUUCUGGCUGGAAGCUGAGACCUUCCGCUCCAGCACGUGGUCCCGCAUCAGAGCACACAGCUUGAACACGGUUAAGCACAGCUCCCUGGCUGAGCCGGUGUCCCCUUCUCUCCAGCAGCAGAACCUUCCUGGGUUUUCCCUCCACAGCGAGUCGCUCAACGGAGGCCUGGAGGAUUGCUGCCCCACUGAGCCCUCCCCUGCUUAUUUGACAGUUGCCGAACCAAACAGAUCAACGUUGAUGCUUCGGAACCAUUUGCUGCUUUGCGAAGGCGGCGGUAAAGCCCGUUUGGGGUUGGGAACGUCGGAGACAGAGGACUAUCCUGUUCCGGAUGAACCUCAAGACUCUUCCAAUGUCUCAGUGUCCAAUAGAAAUAGUCCUUCCUUUGCACUAAAGGACUUAUCAGGAAAACUCAUGAAAAGUAUCGAGCAGGAUGCAGUUACCAUUUUUACCAAAUAUAUUUCUCCAGAUGCUGCUAAACCAAUACCAAUUACAGAGUUGAUGAGGAACGAUAUCGUGGCAAAGAUCUGCGGGGAAGACGGACAGGUGGACCCCAACUGCUUUGUCAUGGCACAGUCAGUAGUGUUUAAUGCCAUGGAGCAAGAGCACUUUAGUGAAUUCCUGCGAAGCCAUCACUUCUGCAAGUAUCAGAUCGAGGUGCUGACGAGCGGGACGGUCUACCUGGCCGAUAUCCUCUUCUGCGAAUCUGCCCUUUUUUACUUCUCCGAGUUCAUGGAGAAAGAAGAUGCUGUUAAUAUCUUGCAGUUCUGGCUGGCUGCAGAUAAUUUCCAGUCCCAGCUGGCAGCCAAGGAAGGCCAGUAUGACGGGCAGGAGGCCCAGAACGAUGCCAUGAUUUUAUACGAUAAGUACUUCUCUCUUCAAUCCACUCAUCCUCUUGGGUUCGACGACUCCGUACGGCUGGAAAUCGAGUCCAACAUCUGCAGGGAAGGCGGGCCGCUCCCCAGCUGUUUCACCACCCCACUGCAACAAGCCUGGACAACCAUGGAGAAGGUUUUCUUACCCAGCUUUCUGUCCAGCAAUCUUUAUUACAAAUACUUGAACGACCUCAUCCAUUCAGUCCGGGGAGAUGAAUUUGCAAGCGGAAGUCUCGCCCUGAACGUUCACAGCCUUGGCAGCGCUUCCGACCACUAUUCCCACGCGGGUGCUGCGGACAGCGCCGCUUCUUCCCAGCCCAGCCUCAAAAAGGCCAACGUAAAAAUCCUGAAAAACUUUGAUGAAGCAAUAAUUGUUGAUGCUGCCAGCCUGGACCCAGAGUCUCUGUAUCAACGGACGUACGCUGGAAAGAUGACUUUUGGCCGUGUGAGCGACCUGGGCCAGUUCAUUCGAGAAUCAGAGCCGGAGCCGGACGUCAAGAAGUCCAGAGGGUCCAUGUUUUCACAAGCAAUGAAGAAAUGGGUGCAAGGGAACACAGACGAGGCCCAGGAGGAGAUGGCCUGGAGGAUAGCGAAGAUGAUCGUUAACGAUGUCAUGCAGCAGGCCCAGCCCCCAGAGGCAGCUGUCGAAAAAGUGACUAAGGCAGUUGGCAAUAUCCACGUGCCACAAGUCUAAAGCAACAAGCCAGCCACAUAAACCAGGGCCCUGCGCGAUGGGAAUCCCGUGGUGAGCUCUCCAGUGCCAAACUAUGAUCUUCGGGGGCUCCUGCGAAGAGAAGCGGAGCUGGACUCUCUCCUCCCUUUCUCGUGGCCGCCACCGCCGCCUCCUCAGACGGAAGCUCAGCACCACGAACCCCACUCAGCUGGUGUGUUUUUCCCCACUUGUGGGGGAAAAAGGCUCGUCUUCCCACCUCGAGAGCAAAUUUAACCUGUGAAGGAACAGCCCAGCUCCUUCUGCAAAGGAUUGUUUGGCUUCACCACUUGGAACUGGAGGACAGUCUGGGUUAGGAAUGAAGGUAGAAGUUUGCCCCUUAGGGUUCCUCGCUGUGAUUUUUUUAAAAACUUUUCUUUUUAAAGAACAUCUGCAAUCAGAAAGGCACAGGGCACCUUCACCCUGUCGGAGAAGGCUUCGCAGUUGACAGGGAGCAGUCUUAAAAUCCUGGAGCCACUUUGAAAUGUCCUUUUGUGAAGUAUUCCUCCUCUCCUGUGUGGGCCAGUCCAGAAAGGAGAGGAAGUGGGGGACGAGCCGUUUCCAGCUGACCUAGGACUUCCACUUCAGUUCCCUUCUGCCUCUUGCUUUCUGAAAGGCUCGACUCCACACCUGGAUUCCGCAGAACACGUCCGCGGUCCGGGAAAAUGCAAAAAGAAAGCAAUGAACUUUUGUGUGUCUCCUGUUUCUUUUGCUUUGCAAGUGCCACCGUUAAGCUGAAACGACGACUCUGCCCCUGUUCAGUUUUUGCUGAAUUGCUCCAUGUUCAAGCACUGGCCCUUUUUCCUUAUCCUUUAGUGCAACAUUUGGGGAUUGCUUGCCUUUUCCCCCCCCCCCUCUCCACACAAGCCUAAAGCUUCCUCUGAUCUCCAGCGCUUGCCACAUGCAAGUAAUCUUACCAGAGAGCCCACUCAAGGUCAAGACAAGGUCCACUCCGUUGUGCUGGUUGGUUGGUUUUUCCCUUCUGCGUUCUUUUCUGUUGAAGCAACUUUUUUUUUUCCUUUUUGUUCAUUCGGAGGGUUUUUUACGUUCUUAUUGGCGUUUGUUUUCUGAAGACUUGUGCAAAAAAAAUAAAAUAAAAAUAAAAAAGGACCCGUAAUCCAAAACACCUGUAGGAAAGCUUUUGAUCUGUCUCCAGCAGUUUGAGCGCCAGGUGGGGACCAGAGGUGAACAAGCAGCCCUUGAAAGGGCACGGCAGGCCCCUCCACCAGAGGUGCUACCCUCCCUGGGCACCCCCGGCACCCCCGUAAUGGACUAAACAAACCCCAUUUUGCGGGAUCAGCUGGAGCGAGGCAGCAUUUGCCAGCCUGCCAGAAGCAGAACAAGCUGUGUAUAGGUUUUUUGGUACUGUGUACCACCUUAUUGUCUGAUACCCAAGUAUUCAAGUACUUAAACCAUAUUUAAUUGUGUUUUGAUUGAAAUAUAAAUAUAUAUCUAUAUCUAUAUAUAAAUUACA